Messenger RNA from Colletotrichum graminicola M1.001, 876 nucleotides. RefSeq lists its product as uncharacterized. Bases 1 to 876 code for a protein of 291 amino acids. The transcript has a single exon. NCBI's taxonomy places the organism in Eukaryota, Fungi, Ascomycota, Sordariomycetes, Glomerellales, Glomerellaceae. The record is from RefSeq and is a predicted model, not a curated record.
AUGGCUCCCCAGCACGUCGCAAAGCCCACCUUCUUUCUUUCGGAUCUCAGCACGACGCGCAAUGGCCACAUUGUGCUGGGCAAUAUCUUCAACGGCCCGUUCCAGGUAGAAGACAAAGUCGCCGGCCCGCUGUCCAAAGUCAAGCCGGGAGACAUUCCCGCUAGCGCGACACAAUCCGUGACAGAGACAGGUCUCUACCUCCGCGAGACGCACGCCUCGUCCUGGGGCGCCAAUCUCCUGGCCAAGUUCCUUUCCGUGCUGCACCUCUCCGUCGGCACCGACCACGGGCGAGAUCUAGAGGUCGUCUAUGAAGUUGACCAUCUCGAGACCGUCACGCUCUCGGGCGUAGGAUCGUACAUUCGCCAGCGCAUUGCGCGCCCGAGCGAGGCGGCCCUGCAGAAGGAACUCAUGGGCUUCGGUCCCUCAGUGUACAUGAUCACGGGCAUAAAAUACGCCACGGGCCUGAAGGUCUGGACCGUCGCCGGGAACUCGACGGAGGGCGGCGCCGGGCUCGGCGGGGCCCUCUCGCCCGACGCAUCCGCAUCCGCGUCCGGUGGCGUGCACGGGUCGAGCGCCGCGUCGCGGAUGCUGCAGCGGAGCGUCCCGGGCGAGAUCGUGCUCGCGUACCAGCUGACCAAGAUCACGCCGAAAAACAUCAAAACGGUCGGUGCGACAUUUCUGUCAGAUGGCGGCGGUAACACGCCGACAAUCCACGUGGAAGUCGAGGGCGGAUUGGGGCUUCGGGGGAUAUGUGAGGCGGCGGUCGAAGUGGGUCUAGAGCCUGACUCGGACUUUGGUGUCAAUUCCGUCAGGGCGGAGAAUGGGAAACACGCACACGAUUACUCGCGUGUCGUUCUUUUGGAGGAAGAUGAUUGA